AUGGCAUUAAGGUCCAGUUUAGCGCGCUACCGAUGGCGACGAGCGAGGGCGCGCUGGAAAUUAGCGCUCGGCGCUAAGGUCCAGUUUGGCGCGCUACAGAUGGCGACGAGUGAGGGCGCGCGCUGGAAAUUAGCGCUUGAUGCGGAGCCGUUAAGGUCCAGUUUGGCGCGCUACAGAUGGCGACGAGUGAGGGCGCGCGCUGGAAAU
Iphiclides podalirius (scarce swallowtail) is the source of this 207-nucleotide messenger RNA. Lineage: Eukaryota; Metazoa; Arthropoda; Insecta; Lepidoptera; Papilionidae. The record is from the annotation of a GenBank genome assembly.